Messenger RNA from Acomys russatus (golden spiny mouse), 2169 nucleotides. RefSeq names its product DDB1 and CUL4 associated factor 10 (gene Dcaf10). The transcript has 7 exons. The coding region runs from base 238 to 1929 and encodes 563 amino acids. Gene Ontology annotation, molecular function: protein binding. The record is from RefSeq and is a predicted model, not a curated record. NCBI's taxonomy places the organism in Eukaryota, Metazoa, Chordata, Mammalia, Rodentia, Muridae. Gene Ontology annotation, cellular component: Cul4-RING E3 ubiquitin ligase complex.
CGGCAUUGCUCACAGAGGGAUAGUGGCUCCUGACCUCACAGUCCUCUGGGGAGGUGGCGUUUACGACUCGGCGGUGUCCUUGCUUUUUCAUCCCUGGCGGAGCGCAGCCUAGCGGCAGCGCGGGUUUCCCAACCGGCGAGUUUAGGACGCAACACCCGGAAGUGGCGGCUGGAGCGGGAUCGCUGAGUUGUCGGGCGGCGGGACAGCGGCCCGGAAUAGGGGGCGGGGGCGUUGGUCAUGUUUCCCUUCGGGCCCCACAGCCCGGGCGGGGACGGGGCGGCUGGAGCUGAGGAGCCGCCGCCUCUCGGAGGGCCGGCGGCAGCAUCCAGACCGCCCUCUCCUGCUCCGCGGCCCGCGCCUCCACAGCGAGGAGCCGACGCGGCCCCUCCCCCGUCGGCCGCCGGGAGCCCUUGCCUCCCAGGCCGCCCGGCUCUGUCCCCGGACGAUCGCGCCGGAGAGCUCGCGACGCCCGGAGCUCUAGAGUUGUCCGCUGCCGCGUCGCAGGCAGAGCUGUCACCGUCGUCCUCGCCGCGCAGACGCUCGAGGCCAGACUGCAGGGCGGGCAGCCGGAGCCGGCAGGGCCACAGCGCUGGCUUGGGCGGCCCUGGUGCCAGACUGUUCGGGUGGCUGAGAGAGCGAAGCCUCGGCCGCGGCCUGUUCGUAGACCCGGCGCGGGACAACUUCCGCACCAUGACUAACCUGUAUGGUUCCAUCCACCCUGCAGACUCCGUGUACCUCAGCACCCGCACCCACGGUGCUGUCUUCAACCUCGAGUACUCGCCCGACGGGUCAGUGCUGACAGUUGCUUGUGAACAGACUGAAGUUCUGCUUUUUGACCCUAUAUCUUCAAAGCACAUAAAAACCCUGUCUGAAGCACAUGAAGACUGUGUGAAUAAUAUCAGAUUUCUUGAUAACCGGCUGUUUGCUACCUGCUCUGAUGAUACUACAAUAGCACUAUGGGAUCUGAGAAAACUGAACACCAAAGUAUGCACUUUACAUGGUCACACUAGCUGGGUGAAGAACAUCGAAUAUGACACUAAUACAAGACUCUUAGUAACAUCAGGAUUUGAUGGAAAUGUCAUUAUUUGGGACACUAACAGGUGUACAGAAGAUGGCUGUCCACAUAAGAAGUUCUUUCAUACACGCUUUCUCAUGCGAAUGAGAUUAACACCAGAUUGUUCCAAAAUGCUGAUCUCAACAUCUUCUGGAUACUUGCUGAUUUUGCACGAUUUGGAUUUAACGAAGUCUUUAGAAGUAGGGAGCUAUCCUAUUUUGAGAGCAAGAAGAACUACUUCAAGUUCAGAUUUGACCACUUCAUCAAGUUCUUCUGGUUCUAGAGUUUCUGGUUCACCUUGUCAUCACAGUGACUCUAAUUCAUCUGAGAAACACAUGUCACGAGCCUCUCAACGAGAAGGAGUUUCACCACGAAAUAGUCUUGAAGUCUUAACCCCCGAAGUUCCUGGUGAAAGAGAUCGUGGAAACUGCAUCACAUCCUUACAGCUGCACCCCAAAGGCUGGGCCACCCUUCUUCGGUGCUCAAGCAACACUGAUGAUCAGGAGUGGACUUGUGUCUAUGAAUUCCAAGAAGGAGCUCCAGUACGACCUGUCUCACCUCGCUGUUCCCUGCGGUUGACUCAUUACAUCGAAGAAGCCAACGUAGGCAGGGGCUACAUCAAAGAACUUUGCUUCAGCCCUGAUGGACGAAUGAUUUCUUCCCCACAUGGCUACGGGAUUCGCUUGUUGGGAUUUGACAAACAAUGCAGUGAGCUUGUUGACUGUUUACCCAAAGAAGCCAGUCCCCUAAGGGUGAUUCGCUCUCUGUACUCUCACAACGAUGUGGUCCUGACGACAAAGUUCUCUCCAACACAUUGCCAGAUUGCCUCAGGGUGCCUUAGUGGGCGGGUCUCUUUGUAUCAGCCGAAGUUCUAGGCACAACUCACAUCAAAUAAGAAACUCUUAUGGUGUUUGGCUUAUAAAUUACUUCAAUUUAGGUGAAGUAUUUUCUUUUUUAGAAGCUCUUUUAAGUUUGGGUCAAGAUCUUGGUUACUGUGGGUCAAUGAACAUAAAUAUGACCUGAGUACUUGGCCGUCCAGCAUCAUCCGGGCAUCUCCAUUUCGACCAUGAACAUCGUUCUGUCAGCAUUCCUGUGCUCCUGUCUGUGCUGCUGAG